This is a messenger RNA of Trametes versicolor FP-101664 SS1, 3428 nucleotides long. RefSeq lists its product as uncharacterized. Gene Ontology annotation, molecular function: lipid binding. The transcript has 6 exons. Gene Ontology annotation, cellular component: plasma membrane; eisosome filament. Gene Ontology annotation, biological process: negative regulation of protein kinase activity; endocytosis; eisosome assembly. The coding region runs from base 28 to 2829 and encodes 933 amino acids. Lineage: Eukaryota; Fungi; Basidiomycota; Agaricomycetes; Polyporales; Polyporaceae. The record is from RefSeq and is a predicted model, not a curated record.
CUUGCACCACCACCACGGCAGUACACCAUGUUCAAAACAGCGGCGAGGAAGAUCGCGCACAACACGACCAUGCCUGGUCUCCCAGGCUUGUCGGCAAAGCAGGAUUUGCGGUCCUUGCAGGAGCUCAUCACUUCGGAGAAGGCAAUUUUGAAUUCGUUGCAGAAGCUGAGCGCGGACUUUCAACGGGCGUCGGAGGCCUUGAAGGUGUGGGGGUUAGGAGAGGGGGAAGACCUCGCGGAUACGCUCGGUAUGUCGACAAGCCUACUCCUACAUUGGUCAACGGCACUUGCUACGUUCGCCGGCCAUGAGCAAAACGUGCGAGACCAAAUGAAAUCUGUACGAUCGCGUGAGGAAGCCCUCGACGAGAUGAAGCGACGCCGCAAGUCUGUGUUCAGCGAUGCCGAGGCUGCGGAGCGCAAACUUAGCAAGAUGAACCCCGAGAACAAGAACCUGCAGCAGCAGACGGACCUCCUAAACAGACUGAGGGACGAGAUACGCGCUAUGGAUACGGACAUCAUGAACGAGGAGGCUGGGCUUGGCGACUUCAAGCGCUACAGUGCCCGGGCCUGGAUGGGGCUGAAGUUUGGAGGUCUGCUCGAGUGUUGCGAAAAGGGCGCAAUCGUCGGUGAACUAGGCAAGCUGGUCAUUUCCGAAAUAUCUCUUGCACCUGCGCAACCUGGUCUGCCUCGCCCCUACUACACUGGGCAUGCCCGCACCGAGUUCCUUGCAGCGGAGGCAGCGCGCUCGGUCUCUGAAGUUCCCUAUUCGCCGGAUCCGAACCCGCAUCCCUCACAACGCACCUUGCGCUCAAUGCCGGGUUCAGAGCUGCCCGCCAUUCCUAUGGACCGCCCAAUGUCUGCAGCAUCUGGGGGCGGUCAGUCAGGCUACGGACCGGGUCCCGGCGCGUACCCGGGUCUCCCUCAAGUGGAGGAGUCGGGAUUCAACAUUCAGCAGUUCAUGGGCCCCGAUCAACCCGGGACACCUCAGAACCAGCUCCCUCCUGUGAACGAGUUUGGCACCUUCGGCGGAGGGCCCAUCGUUCAGACGCAUUCGCUCAACCCUGCGGAGCGGGAGAAGCCCAUGAGCCCCCGGGGAGGGCGCUUCGCUACAUUCCCCGUGAAGGCAGGCGGCCCUCGCCCGCCUCCCGGUCACACCGGGGGCAGCAGCAUGUCCAUAACGAACCCCUACAUCUCACCCGCGAUGAGGGAUGGCGACCGCGCACCGUCUAUCGAGAUCGACCGCAACGACGAAUCCUUCGCAUCCAGUGUCGCAAUGGCCCUUGGUCAGUUCGGGGACAACGGCGCGUCUGGCAGCGGUCCUCCGCAAGCUGGAUCGAGCCGUUUCUCACCGCCGCAAGGCUCUCUGCCGCCGCAGGACGUCAAGGGCGGCGCGGACUUCGGGCCUCAGCGGUACUCGCCUCCUCCGCCCAUGUACACUCCCUCCAAUGAUCUGCCCUCGGGCGCGGCGCCUCCCAAUCCUCCUAGCACGCACCAUAACGGGCUUUCUGCUCCGGGUCAGGAGCAGCAGGCGAGCUCGCGGCCACAGUCGACAGCUGACGAGGAGGAAGGGCUGGCGUACAUGUCCAAUGACAACGGGUCGAACGAGUCGAUCUCUGACUCCGGCGAUAGGCGCGUCAGGUUUGGCGGAGUGAGCGACGUGGACCGCGAACUGGAGAAGCGUCACGCAGAGCAGGAUGCUGCUGCACAGCGAUCCCAGAGCCCUUCCGCGGGGCAGUAUGCGAAUGAGACACAAGCAGGCCGUGUCUCUCCUGAAGUGGCUCGCAUGUCCAAGGAGAUGCCUCCAGUGCCGGGAGGCCGUUCGCCGACCUCACCUACCGCGCCUCGUAUACCCUCUCCACCACCACCUGAAGGAGACUCGCUAGACGAGGUAUCACUCAACGCUGCAGCAGCGCGUGAGGUCUCGCGCGAGCUUGACGCCCUGAUGAUGUCCUCCCCGCCUGUAUCGCCUUCGGAGAAGCCCCCCGCAUCCCCGUGGGGCGCGCGUCCUCAGAUACCAUCCUACCCGCGACAGGCUGUAUCUCCCCGGCCGUCAGUCGAUCAGUCGACCUCCGGACAGGCGUCGCAAGCCAGCAGCCCGAAGCUGGAAGGGAUGUACGUGCGGCAGCGCGAUCGCUCCGCCUCUGGCACCGUUAGCGCCCCGGUCGCGAGGGUUCCGCCUCCUGCGCCUCCUCCCCCCGAGGCGAUACCUACUCCUGCCUCACCCACUGCGAGCAAUGAAGACAAUGACUACAUGCAGCGCUCUAUUCCGAACAUAUCGCGCAUCUCCCCCGCACCGAGCUCCAAUGGCACGCCAUUCCGCACCCCGCUGGAGACGCCCUUAGCGGGACCGCCCGUCGGCUCGCUCUACAACAUGCCUGGCACCACUGGCUCGAACACGUCGUUCUCAGCCCCUGGCGGAAUCCGUACGAUCUCUGCGGCUGCGUUCCGGCGGCCCGUGCGCAACGCGAGCGGGACACUCGUCGAGGGAGGUCGACAGAGCCCAGGGCUAGCCGACACGAGCCCGCUCAUGGUGAAGAAGCGGCCGCUGCCGAGCUCCCCAUACCCUUCGCCGCAUCCUGGUGCGAACCUCCAGGCGCCCGGGGGCAUCCCUAGGAGCGUAUCGGCGUCGGGGGGCCCGCAGUACCAGCAGUCGGGAGACGAGCAAGGCCAGCGGCCGCUCACGCACUACCGGCAGGAUGACGAUGACUUUGACUACAUCUCGGCGUACACGGAGUCUGCGCCCAACGCGGGCCAUGGUGACGGUCCGAGUUCUCCUGGGUAUCAACAAGGCCGGUUCGCCACGAAUCUCGAGGAUGGAAACGUUUUGUGAGGGCCUGAACCCAGUACCAGAUUGAUCCGCAGGUGACGUCCAUGUAGUCAUUUCAGCAACACGCGAGUUCGCGGUCUAUUUAACGCACAUCUUGUUGUCUAUGCACGCUGUCAGUGUCGCACAUAAUCAUUCCCUUUGUAUCCCUACGCUGUCUAUUUCUAUUCACGCGGGGCCCUUCCGUGAUGUUUGUUUUCAUCCCUCUCCCUCUGUAUCUUCGAAACACACUUCUAUAUAUCUCGAGAUGGCGGCCAGUCAUGGCCACCGUUUUGAUGUUCCGCGGAUGUUGCUUUUUCUGAUAUCUCGAUGCCCCCGCUUAUUCAUGACGCGAUCCGCUGUCUCGCGGCCGCCACAGCGAUACUUCCGACCCCAGUUGCGAGCGCGCAGGAGCCCACGAAGAUCUCCACUGCGCCGUAUCCGGCGCGUCCGUAGCCAUGGCCGAGGGUGGACGACUUGCCCGCCUCCAGGAGCACGCCAGAGACGAUCGGCCCAAUGACGGCCGAGACGCCCUUGAAGAGGGCGGUCCCCGCGUAGGUAAUGUCUGCGUUUUCUGGCAUCCGUCCGGCGCAGUCGACAGCCGCGUUCGGCCACACAGACGAGAA